Messenger RNA from Saccharomycodes ludwigii, 1050 nucleotides. It is a transcript of the gene MFT1, whose product is annotated as Mft1p. The transcript has a single exon. NCBI's taxonomy places the organism in Eukaryota, Fungi, Ascomycota, Saccharomycetes, Saccharomycodales, Saccharomycodaceae. The record is from RefSeq and is a predicted model, not a curated record. Bases 1 to 1050 code for a protein of 349 amino acids.
AUGUCUAAUUAUCAGGAAUCAUUAAUUACCAAAAAGUUAGAAAUCUACAACCCAUCCACUGAAUUAAAAGAUUAUAUCAACGUUUCAAAGAGAAUUUCCAACUUGCUAGAUUCUUUACUUAAAGGCGAUUUAAAAGAAGAGGAUAAUUUUAAUUCAGAAACAAUUACCAAAUUAAACAUUGAUUUAUCAUUAAAAUAUCAGAGAGCACAUAUUUUUCUAGAUAGAGAAAAUAUAAAGUCGUUAGAAUCAUCAGAUUAUGCAACAACCAAUUCUGAACGUGUUAUUACAUGUACUACCGAGUAUCAAGAGAAAUUGAAGGAAAACAGCAUACAAAUAAACAAAUUCAAUAACAACGCAUAUUUUAAAAAUGCUGAUAUCAAAAGUUAUAAUGAAGAAUUGGCUUUGUUAAGCCAUCCCAUUUCUAUGGAACUAACCAGAUCCAAAAUGGAAGAGCUCUACGGCAAAGAGUUGUUUCAAAAAAUCUUUAAAAAAGCCUCUUUCUCAUCUCCCCUUAAUAAAAGGCCCUCCACUACCACCUCAAAUAAUGUUAUACUAAACGAAAAUAAACAAGAGCAAGAUGCAAAUUAUCCAAUUAGGCUACUUAUUGAUAAACCUGCUGCAUUUUACAAGGAUCGUUGCAAUGUAAUGAAAAAAAAAAUUAAGAAGGUUACUUUUGACGCUUCUGUAUAUAAGGAUAAAUGGGAGAAAGAUAAUGCUGCAAUAUUAAAAAUUCAGCAACUAUUGGACCAAGAAAAACAAAGUAGAAGGGCUGAAGAAAACUCAACAACCAAGGAGGAAGAUGCUAAUGACGAUGCGGACACAGAUGCAACUAAUGAAGGGGAAGAAGCUGAGAAACAAGACAUUGAGACUUCUGAAAGUCACAGUUGUGACACUGUAGAUGAUACACAUCCGAAUUCUGAUGAUACAAACAAUCAAGAAGGAUCUAAAAAGAAAGAAGAUGAUGGUCUGCCUGGGAAAAACGUUAUCGAACAAAAUGAAGACGACAAAAUUAUGGACAUAGAUACAUCUCCAGAAGUUGUUGAAGAUUGA